Scheffersomyces amazonensis is the source of this 1226-nucleotide messenger RNA. It is a transcript of the gene PEX11, whose product is annotated as Pex11p. Gene Ontology annotation, biological process: peroxisome fission. Gene Ontology annotation, cellular component: peroxisomal membrane. The transcript has a single exon. NCBI's taxonomy places the organism in Eukaryota, Fungi, Ascomycota, Pichiomycetes, Serinales, Debaryomycetaceae. The record is from RefSeq and is a predicted model, not a curated record. Bases 450 to 1148 code for a protein of 232 amino acids.
AAUUAGAGAGGAGGUAAGAGCAACAGGAGUUAAGAAUACAUGAGGUGAACAAAAGUUAGUGACCCCAUACUAGAUUAUACUUUAUUCACCAUAACUUGCAAAAAAGUAAUAGUAAAGUGAAUAUAAUUUAAAAUGAAUAGAUACAUGACAUAACUGAUGUAAAUAAUUAAUUCAUCCGAAUCAUUUAUCAAUUUAUCCAAGCUUGAUUUGCUGAAAUAUAAAAAGAACCACUAAUUCAUAUGAAAACAAAAAAUUGGUCCUCGGUCCUUUUAUCCGUAAUGGACUGCACUCAACGCGCCGAUUACCCCAAUAAAAACAUAUUAAAUUAACUAUAAUUUAUAUAAAACCCAUAACAAUUCGGAUUUGUUUAUAUUAGUAUUAUAAUUAUUAAUUUGAUCUAGUUAAUUUACGACAAUUAUUGCAAUAACUUAUUCAUUAGAUAUACAAAAAUGGUUGCCGAUACACUUGUUUAUCAUCCAACAGUUACUAAGUUAAUUACUUUUAUAGAUAGUACUCCUAAAAGAGAAAAAUCAUUUAGAUUAUUAGCAUAUUUGUCAAGAUUCUUAGCUUUCUAUGCUGAAAGAAAGGGUUAUUCACUUGAAACAAUUAAAUUAUUUGCUAAUUUAAAGCAACAUUUCACAUUUAUCAGAAAAGGUUUAAGAUUUUUAAAGCCUUUGAAUCAUUUACAAGCUGCUUCUAAAUUUUAUGAUAAUAAAUUAUUAGAUCCAGUAUUACAAUCAACUUCAAUUAUUAGUAAUUUAGGUUAUGCUGGUUAUUUAACAUUAGAUUCUAUUACAUGGUUUAAAAUGUUAGGAAUUAUUGAUACUAAGAAAUUCCCAACUGUUUCUAAAUGGGCUUCAAGAUUCUGGUUACUUGCUUUAUUAGCAGGAAUUGUAAAUUCAUUACAUAUAAUUACUUCAUUAACUUCUCAAAAAUCAUCUACUAAAGAUGAAGAUGAAAAAGUUGAUACAAAGGCUAUUGAAAGUAAACUUUAUAAAGCCAAGAGAAAAUUGGUCUGGCACCUUUUGGAUUCAUUUAUUUGUCUUAAUACAUUAGAUAUCUUACACUUUACUGAAGGUGAUAUUGGAUUAGCUGGUAUUAUUACUUCAGUUAUGGGUUUAAAGGACUUAUGGGAGCUGACUCCUUAGUGUAAAAUUAUAUCUUAGAACAAAUAUACUUAUAUACCUUACAUAGUACUAGUUAAUAUAUUAUUUAUUAUUAUUUAU